CUCGCUAGCAGCGAAGCCGACGCCGGCGUCCUACCCGUCAAUGGACCCUCCGGCAGACUUCCCCGUGCUCGCGCCAACAGUCGUACCUUUUCUGCCUCACGCUCCAGCCUUAUGUCGAACGACUCUUCUUACCGAGACCGGGGCAGUGUGGGUGAACGGUUCUACGAAAACAGUCCAAGAGCCAGUUAUACUCUUACCCAGUUGCGCUGAUUCAAUGUCAUCAUUGCCUUUGCGACUGCUUGUACGCUUCCUGUAUGUGUCAUAG
Dibothriocephalus latus is the source of this 265-nucleotide messenger RNA. NCBI's taxonomy places the organism in Eukaryota, Metazoa, Platyhelminthes, Cestoda, Diphyllobothriidea, Diphyllobothriidae. The record is from the annotation of a GenBank genome assembly.